AUGGAGGUGUCUGCUGGCCCUCUUUCCGAGCCGAGCUGGAUUGCAAUACAUCGUGAAAACGCUCCCUCUUACACUAGGAUGGGAGACGUCUGUUUUGGUACAACGUUCAGCACCAAUCUGGAACCAGACACAUUAGGUCAACGAAUACGGAGUGCAUUAUGCUAUUUGCGGUUCGUAGCCCCUUUGCUAGGAGCCACCAUAGAAAAGGAUGGCUGCGACCCAGUACAGUAUUGGUGGAAAUAUACUCCGGUGACCACUGUUCAGGAUGUAGAACGAUGGGCCGUGCAUAGUCUCGAGAUUUUGCAUGACAAAAUCGAUCCUGAUGUGUUUGUGACGGAAAUAGUCUCGAAACGGCUGCCGUAUAUCCAUCCUGACGGAGUACGACAACACUGGAGACUAUACCUACUGACAAACUCACGGCAGGGCAAGUUUUCAGUUUUCAUACACGGUGUCCAUGCCAUCUUUGACGGCAACUCGAAUACCAAUUUUCUCCGGAUCCUUUUCGAAGAAGUCACUCUAUGCGACGUCACGCAUGGAGCUGAUCGACUCUCGUGGGGAGAGGAAUGGAGAAAUCUGCCCCCAGGACCCGUCACCGCUACUGGUGGACAUCUAUUGAACUGGGAAAGCGAAGGGGUUCCCAUGUUGCGGCGAUGGCAGACCCUGCGGACGAACGACAUCCCUUCUCGUCAAGAGGUGCAGAAUAUUGGCGUGAUUAUGAGAAUAUGCGACGUACUAGAUGCGGAAACGUCGUCAUGUAUCCUCAACGGCUUGAAGACGGUUGGACAUACGAUCACCCGACUGCUUGAGGCGGCGUUCAUUCUCGCCAUGUUUGAACUGAAUCCAGUGCUCGGUGUUCCGGCCAAGGACGCACACGUAACGCUAGACCUGACCUUUAUCGCUCUUACAAAAUAUCUCGUUCCUCCUUACAACCGGCCUUCGCACAUCACCUCGACGUCCGUUGUCGUGCCUCUCAUCGUCCCAUUCUCGACUUUCGACACACAGGACGGUCCCCGUGCGAAGCUGUGCUGCAUCAUGGAUCGUCUGCAAGAGGAGUAUUCUCACUACCUGUCCAACCCGCAUCUGCCACACCUUACCGCGAAUAUCUUCGCCUCGAAGCCACUCCGUGUUCCGCCUUCCGAGACAUGGAAGAAUCCAGCUGCAUUGAUGAUUACCAAUGUCGGGCUCAUUGACGGAAGGCUUCCCUUACGGUACUCGUGCAGUGACUCGCAUGCGGAAUGUCAUAUUGACGUCGAAGAUGUUGCAUUCUCGAAUCGUUGGUCCCACAGCGCUAGACCGCUCGUGCAUAUGUGGACGAUGCGCGGAAAAGUGCAUUUUCAGGUGAUCGGUACGGACGUGUGGGACGAGACGUAUAUGCGCGAAUACCUGCGACGAGCGGUCGAUCUGGUCAACACCUUCGCCAACGACCGCUGAUAUAGAGAUGAAAUGCGAUAAGAAAGCUAUGGGAGCGUGUGAACGUCAUGAAAGUUGAAUCACGAUUGUCGAGUGCGUUAUAUAUGCAGACGCUGGCAAUCCGUCGAUUCAAAACACGAUCACGUGCUCAUCUACGAGAUGGCGUGAAGUCGAAGAGGUACAGCACUCUGUAAAAACCGCUUGGUAGCUCAAGAAAUACUUGAUACACGUUCACUG
This is a messenger RNA of Postia placenta MAD-698-R-SB12, 1647 nucleotides long. RefSeq lists its product as hypothetical. The record is from RefSeq and is a predicted model, not a curated record. The transcript is spliced from 7 exons. NCBI's taxonomy places the organism in Eukaryota, Fungi, Basidiomycota, Agaricomycetes, Polyporales, Adustoporiaceae. Bases 1 to 1431 code for a protein of 476 amino acids.